AUGGACGCAUCGCGACCCCGCUACCGAGUGCGCUUCGCCACAUCCCAGGCCCCCGCGACCCCGUCCGCGCCAGCCCAGCCGCUCCGCCCCCGCCAGAUCAAGGCCCGCACCGGCUGCGCCGCAUGCAAGCGGCGCCGCGUCAAGUGCGAUGAGACGCAGCCGCAGUGCCGCCGCUGUCUGGCCCGCGGCGAGGCGUGCAGCGGGCCGCGCCGCCUCGACCAGUGGCAGGCGACGCCGCCAGACCCAGAUCUGCACUACUUCUCAUCGCACAUCUGCACCGGCUUCGUCUUCGAGCUGCGCACCGGCACCACGCUGCUGGCCGCCCUGCGCCCGCACAUCACCCGCUCGCCCGCCCUAUACCACGCCAUCCACAGCCUGUGCUCCGCCCACCGCGCCCUCUCGUCGCCGUCCGCCCGCUCUCUCUCGCUCCAAGACCGCACCAACGCCGUCGCCGCCCUAGCCGCCGAGCUCCGCCUUCACCUGGCCGGCCCAUCGACGCCGUCCUCCAUCUUCCGCGUCCACUGCCUCGCCUUCGGCGCCGCCGUCCUCGCCGUAUCAACCCAAUGGCUCGACCCCUCGGGCCGCGACUGCGGCCUGCAGCACCUUCGCGGCGCCAACGCGGCGCUGGACGUCGUGCUGCAGCACUGCCAGCACCACCACCAAGAGCCACCCGCCGACGUCGCCAAAAAGGGCAUCGCCGCGUCGGCCGCCAUGUCCGUAUACCUGAUCGGGCUCUACGUCUACCUCGACAUGACGCACUCUUUCCUGGCGCCCGCCGCCCACGCCCUGCCGCUGAGCCCGGCCCUGAGAAUGGAGAUGGCCCGGGAACGGUGGCGGAGUGCGAAGUGUAUGCAUCCCAUCACCCGGGCAGCCACCUCCCUCUGCUUCGUCGUCGCCCGCGUAGGCCGCUACUACCGUCGCGUUGUCGACCGGAGGGGGAGGGACUUGGAGCUGGAGAGUGAGUUGGAGCGGCAUCUGGUGCGGUGGCAGCCGUUGGAUGUUGGUGACGACGUGGUUGAGGCGGACCUGCGCUUCGUCGACGCUGUGAGGAUUCUGGGGCUCGUGAUGCUGGAGCAGGCGAGGAGGGUAGGGCGAAGGUAUACGGCCGAGGAGAGGGAAAGCACUCUUUUCGACGCCGAGGCCAAGUAUGGUGACUACUGGCGCCGCAUAGACAUCCUAACCGCCUACGCCAGCACCCUCUUACACAACGGCAUCCUACGCCCCUUCCUGCACCCGCAGUUCGAGGGCGUGUUCCUACUAGCCGUUGGACCCGAGCUCGACGCCCCUUCGGCGAGGCAGCUAGUCGAGGAGGGUUGGGCGUCGCUGCGUAAGAGAAGCCGUAUGCCGCACCAUCUACUCGGGCGCGAGCUGGUGCGUGAGUGCUGGCGGCGGAGAGAUAGCGGGAGUAAGGAGACGUGGCUGGAGGUUAUGGUGGAGAAGGGGUUGGCGUUAAUGGUGGGAUAA
Molecule: messenger RNA, 1464 nt
Organism: Lasiodiplodia theobromae
Lineage: Eukaryota; Fungi; Ascomycota; Dothideomycetes; Botryosphaeriales; Botryosphaeriaceae
Product: C6 transcription factor
Exons: 1
Coding region: 1-1464 (487 amino acids)
Biological process (GO): positive regulation of transcription by RNA polymerase II
Cellular component (GO): nucleus
Molecular function (GO): zinc ion binding; transcription cis-regulatory region binding; DNA-binding transcription factor activity, RNA polymerase II-specific
Source: RefSeq, a predicted model, not a curated record